Messenger RNA from Gadus morhua (Atlantic cod), 865 nucleotides. RefSeq names its product endonuclease V. Gene Ontology annotation, cellular component: nucleolus; cytoplasm. Lineage: Eukaryota; Metazoa; Chordata; Actinopteri; Gadiformes; Gadidae. Gene Ontology annotation, biological process: DNA repair. Gene Ontology annotation, molecular function: RNA endonuclease activity producing 5'-phosphomonoesters, hydrolytic mechanism; single-stranded RNA binding. The record is from RefSeq and is a predicted model, not a curated record.
ACGUAAUCAAAAUCAAAUAAACACGGAAGCCAACCGUAGACCACCUGGCAUGUUGAUUUUAAAUGUUUGCCUGGGCUUUUAAACAUCAUAAAUGUCAGUAGUUUGUGAUGACGCGGUGGUCAAGCGGUGGGAAAGGGAGCAGAGCAGCCUGAGGCAGCGGGUGGUGGAGGAGGACACCGAGGCGUGGCAGCGAUGCCCCCGCUUCUCCACCCUGGAGCGGGUGGGCGGAGUCGACCUGUCCUUCAUCAAGGGGGACGAGGUCAACGCGUGCGCCCAGCUGGUGGUUCUCAGCUACCCCGACCUGGAGGUGCUCUACGAGGACAGUCAGAUGGUGAGGCUGACCGCCCCCUACGUGGCGGGCUUCCUGGCCUUCCGCGAGACGCCCUUCCUGAUGGAGGCGCUGCGACGCCUGGAGAGGAACCGGCCCCAGCUGCUGCCUCAGGUCGUCUUGGUGGACGGGAACGGCCUUUUCCACUACAGAGAGUUUGGCCUGGCCUGCCACCUGGGGGUGCUGUCUGGGAUUCCCUGUGUGGGCGUGGCCAAGAACCUGCUGCAGGUGCAGGGCGUGACCAAGAGCGAAGAGCACCAAUCACAGAUAUCUGCUCUGCUGCUCAAAGGAGGGGAUAGCUUUCCCUUGACGGCAACCUCGGGGAGAGUGCUGGGCAAGGCCCUGAGGAGCUCUGACACCAGUACCAAACCAGUAUACGUGUCGGUGGGCCACAGGAUCAGUCUGGACUCGGCCGUACGCCUCACACACUCCUGCUGCCGCUACCGCGUCCCAGAGCCCAUCAGACAGGCCGACAUCCGCUCCAGAGAGUACCUCAGGAUACACUUCCCAACGCCCGUCAGCGCUGCCACGGAAGAG